Messenger RNA from Cyprinus carpio (common carp), 1563 nucleotides. RefSeq names its product transmembrane protein 250-like. NCBI's taxonomy places the organism in Eukaryota, Metazoa, Chordata, Actinopteri, Cypriniformes, Cyprinidae. The record is from RefSeq and is a predicted model, not a curated record.
CCAGUGUGUUUUGCGACAGACCGUGUUCUGCGCCGCAGCACAUCAGCAGCUAGAUGAAAGCAGCAUAAACGCUUAGUUUCAGUGCUAUGGAGAUGCCCCCUGGGUGAGCACCAAUGCACUUAGUCAUGGAAACAUCAUGUUUACAUCCGUCUGCUUUUUAGUUAGCUGCAUGUGAUCCUGUUAUGCAACAUGCAGCCCUGGAGUUACCGGAAGAGUCCUGUUAGUGGGACUCCCUGAAUCCAGGGGGUUUCCAAGCCCACCCAUGCCUGUCAUUCCCAUCCCACGGAGGGUUCGCUCCUUCCACGGCCCUCACACUACCUGCAUGCACUCCGCCUGUGGCCCUGCGCGCACCGCCCAACUCGUACGCACCAAAUACAACAACUUUGACCUAUACCUGAAGUCUCGAUGGAUGUAUAGUUUCAUCCGAUUCCUUCUUUAUUUUGGCUGCAGCCUUUUUACAUCCCUCCUCUGGGUGGCGCUGUCUGCACUCUUCUGCCUGCAGUACGUGAGCGUGCGAAUUUUCCUUCGCCUUCAGUAUAAGCUGUCUGUCAUUCUCCUGCUGCUGGGUCACCACCGGCUGGACUUCGGCAUCCUCAAUGAUCUGUUUAUAUACAGCAUGCAUGUUACCAUGUUUCUGAUUGGAGGCCUGGGAUGGUGUUUCAUGGUCUUUGUAGAUAUGUGAACUUCUGACUGGCUGAGUGAAAUCUGUGUUGAAGGACAGAAGUGCCUUUGAUUUGCUUUUUGAGCAUGCAGCUCUUACACAUCAUGACAGAACUGAGAACAUGUGUGAAACACUCUUUAAAAGAGCUGAAAUGCUUUUCCACAGUUUGCAUAUCAUUCGUGUAAUUUUUAUGAGUGUGCAUGUUUGUUCUUUUUUUUUCAAGAUUUUAUAUUAAUCAAAUGUAUUCUAACACUGUGCGUUGGAGAAUAUGAUUUUUUUUUUUUAAUGUCACUAAACCAAUGCCCCAUAUGUUUUUAAAUCUGCAUGUGCCUUUGAUUUAAUGCGAAUGUUUUCUUUUGAAAAGGUGGUAUUUCAUCACAGUUUUCCUUCCUUCCAUUCUCAUGCAGCUAUAUCCUUCACUAAUUGGCCUCUUCCAGCUUACUUGCGGUGUUCAGACCAUAUUAUUUGUAUGGUGCCAAUCAGAGCAUGAGUCUGAUGCCCCAUGUUGCAUUAGUGUGGUGUUAUUGGCGCCAGUCUGGCAUGAAAGUAAAAUGAGUGAGUACAAUCUCCUAUUGUUUGAGGAUCAAACAUCAUAUGCCUCAUACUUGGCCAAGCACACUCUUUUGUUCUGAAACUGAACGGACACAAGUGACAUUUCAGACAAGCCAUUGUAUAGCUCAACACAGAAGGGUCAGUGCCCUGAUGAACACUGAACUGAUGACAAAUCUUCAGCUGCUGAAUGACUGGAGUAUCACCUACAGUGUGUCAAAUGGGUAACUCUCUUGGAGGGACACGUAUCUACUACUGCAGACAUGCUCAGAUGGUUGUUGUGGUGUAGCACAGUUCAGUAACAUCUCAGGAACAGCAUCGAAACACUAUGAAUAAAAACGAUGUAAAUCUCA